AUUAGGUUUGUGAUCCGUAAUUUGGAACAACCCGGUACUAAGGACGCCAAAUUUCUCGGUAACACAGAAUAACUAAUGGAAUUAUUUAUCGUCUGUUGUUAAACAAAUAACUUACCAUGGCUGCAUCCAGUUUUGAUCAGAAAUCAAUGAUAAACCAAGCUCAGCACAUAUGGACAAUGUUGGAUGAAAUGGCAGCAAAUGAUCCAACAUCUUAUAAAAAGUUUAUCGAAAGACAUAUCAAGGAAGGUAAAGAAGAAAUGGCACCACCUAAACCUCACAUGUGUAUUCGGACAGUUAUAAAGGCUCCUCAAAAAGAGACACUGUAUGUGAACUUUUUUGGUUGGCAUCGAAUACCUGUACCUAAAACACCAGAUGACUCUGUACCAGCCAUGGGCAGUUGUAUAGAAAAGGAAAAAGAUGAUAACGGAGUGCAUGCCAUAUUUUCUGUUGCUUUUAAUCCUAAAGUAUUGGAAGAAUUUGGCAGAGAAGCGAAGAACUUAGCAGAUCAGGACAUACUUGUAAACUUGGCUCUAGAUUAUAUUGAGGAUUUAAACACGGUCAAAUGUUCAAGAAGUUACAUAAUUUUACCUAAAGACAACCUAUACAAAGGGUCUCUACCAAAAUUACAAAAAAGUUUCACCAAAAAGACAUCUGAUAGUGAUAAAAAACUUAAUGAGGAUUUUGAUGAGAUGAUAAAAACGUUUGGACCAUUAGGCGGGUCUUCCGAUUCUAAGGGAUCUUUACUUGAACAAUUAGCUACGAUAGCAGUAGAAGACGUUACACCUACAGCAUCGUCCCCCGAAAAGGAACCCAAAAUUAUUCUUCCAGAUGCUAUAAAGUCAAAACCAGGCCUGAUAAAAGAAAUUGGCGGAGAUGACAAAGGCGGUAUUGAAACACCGAAGUAUGAAAUAGAAAAGUCUUGGAAUGACAAAAAUCAUGGAAUGUGUUGUGUAAAAAUCUUUUUACCCAAGGUGACUAGUGUUAGUGAAUGUGAAUUGGAUAUUUCAGAGGAUGAUUUAUCACUAACGGUACCAGAGAAAUACAGUUUCAAGUUAAAGUUGGUAGAUCCCAUAGAUGAUGAAAAGUCAAAAGCAAAAUUCAUCAAAAAAAGUCAUUGUUUAAUGGUAACAAUGCCAAUAAUAAAGAAAUAAAAAUUAUUGUUUUUUUAAACUGUCUUGAAUUAUUAAUGAAUGAGCAACUACCGUGGCAGAUACACCCACUGGGAGUAGUCAAACAAUGACCAUUUUGGGAUGUUGGUUUGUUAAGCAGUGGACACAUUAGCCAAAUAAAAUUCGGCCGCAUGGGUGGACACACUAGCCGAAUGCCUUGCCCGAUUCACCAGUCGAUUGCAUCACCUUUCACAUCACAUGAUUAAACAUGGUGGAGUCUAUGGCUUCAAACAACCACAUGACUUCUCGAUAUGGAUGGAUGGAUGAUGAGUGGUGAUUGGCUAAUAAAUUCUACAUUUGACAAAGCGGACACACCAGGCGAAUAUAAUGUUUGAUUUGUCCGAAAGACAGUGGACACACUAGGCAAAUUUAGACGCCAAUGAUUUGGCCGAAUCAUUCAGCUAGUGUGUCCACCGCUUAAAAGCAACCAUUUGAAUAGAGUGAAUUGAAUUUAUGAGUAGGUCGUAGUGCUGCUGCCAUGGCCAAAUUUUCCUCAUAGCACACUGUAUGGUCUAUGCCCGUCUUCAUUAGCCCAGUCAGUGCAAAAUUGGAAAAACAUUUCAAAUGAACAAUCCCUGUGAAGUUAAAAAUAAUCAGACAAUAACUGGCUUGUGUAGAGCACAAAAAGAGUUG
Molecule: messenger RNA, 1802 nt
Organism: Patella vulgata (common limpet)
Lineage: Eukaryota; Metazoa; Mollusca; Gastropoda; Patellidae
Product: PIH1 domain-containing protein 2
Exons: 5
Coding region: 117-1151 (344 amino acids)
Biological process (GO): rRNA processing; box C/D snoRNP assembly
Cellular component (GO): ribonucleoprotein complex; cytoplasm; R2TP complex
Source: RefSeq, a predicted model, not a curated record